Messenger RNA from Penicillium coprophilum, 1203 nucleotides. RefSeq names its product purine-nucleoside phosphorylase. Gene Ontology annotation, biological process: transmembrane transport. Bases 1 to 1203 code for a protein of 400 amino acids. Lineage: Eukaryota; Fungi; Ascomycota; Eurotiomycetes; Eurotiales; Aspergillaceae. The transcript is spliced from 2 exons. Gene Ontology annotation, cellular component: endoplasmic reticulum. The record is from RefSeq and is a predicted model, not a curated record.
AUGCGCCUCCUGCAGACUUUCGCGGCCUCGUUGCUGCUCACUGGCAGCUCACUAUGCGUCGGUGCUACUAGGAUUAUCGAGAAGGGUUCCUAUGGAGUGAUUACUCCUAAAGUGUUUAUUGUGUCAAUGUUCGCACCUGAAGCCGAAGCUUGGUGGAAUAUUCCCGAAUUUGACUUACUUGCCCAUAACAUCACCAUUCCCGGCCUCUCACCUCUAUUCCCGGAUGUUCACUGCACCGAAGACUACGAGGUUUGCCAGUUGAUUACCGGAGAAGGCGAGAUCAAUGCUGCUGCGACUGUUACCUCCGUUGCUUUCUCCCCUCUAUUCGAUCUCACACAAACCUACUUCUUUGUUGCGGGCAUUGCCGGCGUCAACCCUGAGAAGGUGACCACUGCUUCCGCAACUUUUGCACGUUACGCAGUCCAAGUUGCGCUGCAGUACGAAAUUGAUCUGCGUGAGCUUCCUAGCAACUUCACCACCGGAUAUGUUGCGCAAGGCACCAAUUUCCCAGGCCAGUACCCGACCAGCAUCUACGGCACAGAGGUCUUCGAGGUAAACGCCAACCUCCGCACAAUCGCCGCCAAUUUUGCGCGCAAGGCAAACCUCUCCGACUCCACCAUAGCCCAGGCCUACCGCGCCCGCUACAAGACUCCCAGUGGAAAGUACAACGCUGCCACCUUGCCCCCUAGUGUUGUUGAAUGCGAUGUCGCAACCACCGAUGUGUACUUCAGUGGCAAUAUCCUUGGUUCAGUGUUCGAAAAUACCACCAAGGUGUUAACUAAUGGAACGGGAGACUACUGUGCAACUGCGCAGGAGGAUAACGCUACCUUCGAGGUCUUGCUCCGAUCCUCGAUCCACAAGCUGACUGAUUUCUCCCGUAUUAUCGUCAUGCGCACUGCCUCGGACUUUGAUCGUCCUUAUCCCGGUGCUUCGGCGACAUACAACCUCUUCCAAUCCUCGGAGCAGGGUGCAUUCGAGCCCGCUAUCGAAAAUCUCUAUGUUGCUGGUAUCAAGGUUGUUGAGGGUAUUUUGGAAGGUUGGGAUGAGACUUUUGCUGCUGGUGUCAAGGCCAACAACUACAUCGGUGAUAUCUUCGGCUCAUUGGGUGGUGUUCCUGACUUUGGCCCUGGACGCAAGCAGGCUCUCAUCGGCGGUGGCGCUUACAAGCGCAAUGUCCAAAACCGCCUCAAGCGUCGUGUCUAA